Molecule: messenger RNA, 1949 nt
Organism: Tripterygium wilfordii
Lineage: Eukaryota; Viridiplantae; Streptophyta; Magnoliopsida; Celastrales; Celastraceae
Product: trans-cinnamate:CoA ligase, peroxisomal-like
Exons: 2
Coding region: 64-1773 (569 amino acids)
Source: RefSeq, a predicted model, not a curated record
GUCACACACACAACUAUUGUCUACUAUCCACCACCUGCCUCUCUGUCUCUGUUUCUCUCAGCAAUGGAUAAUCUUCCAAAAUGUGAAGCAAACUAUACUCCUCUUACACCUAUAACUUUCUUGAAGAGAGCUGCCUUCGCUUAUGCCAACCGUGUGUCUGUUAUCCAUGAAUCCACCUUCUUCACCUGGAGUCAGACCUACCAGCGAUGCUGCCGUCUCGCUUCUUCUCUGGUUUCACUCAACAUCGCCAAGAACAAUGUUGUGUCGGUUCUAGCACCGAAUAUUCCUGCCAUGUACGAGAUGCAUUUUGCGGUGCCGAUGGCAGGAGCAGUUCUUAACACAAUCAACACGAGGCUUGAUGCGAAGAACGUGGCGACCAUUCUUCGUCACUCCGAAGCGAAAAUGCUCUUCGUCGAUUACCAAUUCGUACCGGUCGCGCGAGAAGCUCUCGGAAUUUUGAUGGCGGAGUCGGCGAGCACACCGGCGGUGGUUGCCAUUGAUGACAUCAAUUCCCCGACUGGACUAAGACUCGGCGUACACGAGUACGAACAACUCAUCAACAAUGGCGAUCCUAAUUUCGUUGCUCUAGAAAUCGAAGACGAAUGGGAUCCGAUCGCUCUGAACUACACCUCCGGAACGACGUCGGAGCCGAAAGGAGUGGUGUACAGUCACAGAGGAGCUUAUUUGAGCACACUGAGUUUGAUUUUGGGGUGGGAGAUGGGGACCGAAGCUGUUUAUUUGUGGUCCCUACCGAUGUUCCAUUGUAACGGCUGGACCUUCACUUGGGGCGUGGCCGCGCGUGGCGGCACAAACGUCUGUACACGCACCACAACCGCCUUUGACAUGUACCGCAACAUCGCGCUCCACAAGGUCACUCACAUGUGUUGCGCACCAAUCAUCUUCAACAUCCUACUCGACGCCAAACCGGAGGAACGCCGUGAAAUAACCUCUCCGGUUCAAAUCCUAACCGGCGGCGCUCCACCGCCUGCUUCUCUGCUGCAUAAGAUCGAACAGUUAGGCUUCCACGUUACACACGCUUACGGCCUGACUGAAGCAACGGGGCCUGCGCUUGUAUGUGAAUGGCAAGCGAAAUGGAAUCGGUUACCAAUCGAAGAUCAAGCCAAAAUCAAAGCGAGACAAGGCCUCAGCGUGCUCACACUCUCCGAUGUCGACGUAAAGGACGCGGACACAAUGGUGAGUGUGCCUCGCGACGGGAAAACAAUCGGAGAAAUUGUGCUCAAAGGAAGUAGUAUCAUGAAAGGGUACUUGAAAGAUGAAGAAGCGACAGCGAAAGCAUUCAAGAACGGAUGGUUUUUCACCGGCGAUGUUGGGGUGAUUCAUCCGGACGGGUAUCUAGAAAUCAAGGACAGAUCGAAGGAUGUGAUCAUAUCGGGCGGUGAGAACAUAAGCAGUGUAGAAUUGGAGAAUGUGCUUUACAAUCACCCGAGAGUGCUGGAGGCGGCGGUGGUGGCAAUGCCGCACCCACUGUGGGGAGAGAGUCCCUGUGCUUUCAUUGUUGUGAAGAAAAAUCCCACAUCGGGGAAAAUCGAUGAUGUGACAGAAGGUGAGAUUGCUGGUUAUUGCCGCAAAAACUUGCCAGGUUACAUGGUUCCGAAAAAGGUGGUAUUCAUGGCGGAAUUACCCAAAACUUCUACAAAUAAGAUCCAGAAGUUCCAAUUGAAAGCUCUGGCGACAACUUUCGUCGUCUCCGACGACAAGACAUCAAGAUUGCCUCGUCAACAACGACCCAAUCUGCCAUUGUCUCGUCUCUGAAACACUGCUCAAUUCCAAAUAAAACUUGUAAUAUUUCUUCUUCAAAAAAAAAAUUAAAAAUUACUGUCGUUUAAGAAUAAUGUGGAGUUUUUGGAUUAAUUCAGUUUGGCUAUCAUUAUUGUCGACAAAGAAAUGUGUUUUGUUUUGUUCAUUAAAUCAAUGAAGUUUGGUUUAAU